Molecule: messenger RNA, 1380 nt
Organism: Wallemia ichthyophaga EXF-994
Lineage: Eukaryota; Fungi; Basidiomycota; Wallemiomycetes; Wallemiales; Wallemiaceae
Product: 1,3-beta-glucan synthase component FKS1
Exons: 3
Coding region: 1-1380 (459 amino acids)
Biological process (GO): fungal-type cell wall polysaccharide biosynthetic process; (1->3)-beta-D-glucan biosynthetic process
Cellular component (GO): plasma membrane; 1,3-beta-D-glucan synthase complex
Molecular function (GO): 1,3-beta-D-glucan synthase activity
Source: RefSeq, a predicted model, not a curated record
AUGAUUGCUUUCCUGCCGCUGUUUAUGCACGAGCUCAUGGAUAGAGGUGCAUGGAAGGCGUUUAUCAGGUUGACAAAGCAAUUUUUAUCACUUUCCCCAGUUUUCGAGGUGUUUUCAACACAAAUCUAUCGUCACUCUAUUGUUACAUCGUUAACAUUCGGUGGUGCGAGAUAUAUUGCCACCGGACGUGGUUUCGCUACUACCAGAAUAUCAUUUCCUUUACUUUUCUCGCGAUUUGCUGGUCCUAGUAUAUACAUGGGUAUGCGAACGCUGCUGAUGCUUACUUUCAUAUCGCUUACGAUGUGGGUUCCGCAUCUAUUAUACUUCUUGUUUUCUGGAUUGGCAUUGGCACUUGCACCAUUUGCAUUCAACCCUCAUCAAUUUUCUUUAUAUGAUUUUAUCAUAGAUUAUAGAGAAUUCCUCCACUGGAUGUCGAGAGGCAAUUCAAAGACCCAUGCCAACUCAUGGAUCAGUUUCUGUAGGAUGUCACGUACUCGUGUUACAGGUUAUCGGAAAAAGAUACUGGGUCUACCAUCUGAAAAAUACUUGGAUGACAGCGCCAAGGCAGGUUGGCAGGUGGUGUUGUUCUCGGAGAUAAUCUGGCCGUGUUUUAUGGCCCUGAUUUUCGUCAUAGCUUACAUGUUCAUGAAUUCCAUCAACAAUGAGUACGUCGUUAAGCCAAGCAUGCUCAUCAGAAUACUCCACGUUACGUUUAUUCCACUUCUUCUUAAUGCGAUGGUACUACUCACUGGGUUUAUGCUGUCAUUCUUUUACGGGAGGAAGCUGACUGGACUUUGGCAAAAAUAUCCAGCUAUGGUGGCUGCAACUGUUCAUGCAUUUGCGGUGCUUGGUCAGAUUGCCACAUUUGAAUAUUUAUGGUUUUUGGAAAACUGGAGAGGAAGUUCAACCAUCCUCGGUAUCAUUACUUCAAUGGCGAUUCAAAGAGCAUUCGUUAAGUCAAUAAUAGCCACCUUCCUUAGCAGGGAAAUCAAGAAUGAUGAGACAAACAGAGCUUGGUGGAGCGGUAAAUGGUGGUACACGGGGCUAGGUCAGCAUAUUAUGACGCAUCCACUGAGAGAAUUCUUCGCAAAGAUUGCAGAAUGCUCGCUCUUCACGGCUGACUUUCUGACAUGUCACAUUUUAUUCCUCAUACUCGCAAUUCCAACACUUAUACCAGGAUUUGACAGGAUACAUUCGAUCGCAUUGUUCUGGCUUAAACCAUCCAAGCAGAUCAGACCACCGCUUUACUCACGCAAGAUCCAGAUGGAGCGGAGAAGAGUAUUCUACAAGUAUGGAUUCAUCUAUUUUAUCAUUAUGGGUUGUUUGCUUUCAACUAUUUUCAUUCCAUUGAUUUACAAGGACAUUUUCUUUAGCUGGUAA